AUGAUGUAUAAUCCAGCGGUGACUGUGCGUCGUAUCGAUGUUUUGAUUCGUAUUUUAAAUGGUCGUAAAACAAUAUUGAAAUCAAACUGCGUUCGUGCUUAUUCUAGUGAUGAGAAAAUUACUAUAGGAAAUGUGACUAAGGAAAUAACGACUCCUAAAAAGAUUGAAUAUGUACCUAGGAAAUACUUAACCAUAGAAGAUUCAGAAAUAAAAUCUUUGUCACAAAGUACUCUCCGAAAUCUAAGAUGGAUGUUACAAAAGGACAUACUAGGACAGGAUAUGUUUUUGUUAGGAAGACCUGGGCCAAGCAGGAGAAAAGUUGCUUUCCAAUAUUUGGAAUUGACUCAAAGGGAACUUGAGUAUGUGGCCUUGUCAAGGGAUACCACAGAAGCAGAUCUCAAGCAGAGGAGAGAAAUUCAAAGUUCGACUGCAAAGUAUUUUGAUCAGAGUGCAGUUAGAGCUGCAAUAGAAGGAAGAGUCCUAGUCAUAGAAGGUAUAGAAAAAGCGGAGCGUAAUGUGUUGCCAGUUCUGAAUAACCUCCUAGAAAAUAGGGAAAUGCAUCUGGAGGAUGGAAGGUUUUUGAUACCAGCAACAAGAUAUGAUAAGCUAUUACAAGAACAUGGUGUGGAAGAAGUUUCAAGGUGGCGGUUGGUCCGUGUAGACGAAAAUUUCCGCGUAAUAGCAUUAGGAUUGCCAGUGCCGAGAUAUGUGGGACAGCCGUUGGAUCCUCCGCUACGUUCAAGAUUCCAGGCUAGAGAUGUCGCUACUAUCGGAUUUGGGGUGAGAGUAAAA
Brenthis ino (lesser marbled fritillary) is the source of this 792-nucleotide messenger RNA. The record is from the annotation of a GenBank genome assembly. NCBI's taxonomy places the organism in Eukaryota, Metazoa, Arthropoda, Insecta, Lepidoptera, Nymphalidae.